Molecule: messenger RNA, 1691 nt
Organism: Hippocampus comes (tiger tail seahorse)
Lineage: Eukaryota; Metazoa; Chordata; Actinopteri; Syngnathiformes; Syngnathidae
Gene: glrx3
Product: glutaredoxin 3
Exons: 1
Coding region: 161-1132 (323 amino acids)
Biological process (GO): intracellular iron ion homeostasis
Cellular component (GO): cytosol; nucleus
Source: RefSeq, a predicted model, not a curated record
CGAAUCUCAAUUCGGUUAAAUCUACAUUAAUGGAAAUGAUCCAGCCAUGGGAAGUGUUUACGUUCUCCUGUUUUAAUUAAUUAAGUUUCAACAAGAGGUUUAAAAAAUACGUCACAGUUGCAUCACCUAGCAGAAGACCGGAAGCGGUGCUCGAAGCAACAUGGCGAACUUCGUGGAGGCAAAAACUCGAGCGGAAUUUGAGGAUUUCCUGGCCAAGGGCGGCUCUCGACUCACAGUGGUGCACUUUCAGGCGUCAUGGGCUCCUCAGUGCGGCCAAAUGAACGAGGUGAUGGCCGAACUGGCCAAGGAGCACGCUCCCGCCACGUUCGUCAAGUUGGAGGCUGAAGCUGUGCCGGAGGUGUCGGAGAAGUACGAAAUCGCUUCCGUGCCCACGUUCGUCUUCUUCAAAGGCGGAGUGCAAGUGGACCGACUGGACGGGGCACACGCUCCGGAGCUCACAAAGAAGGUCCAAAGCCUGGUUACCAGCGGGGGCUCGGAGCCCGAACGAGGCCCGGGGGACCUAAACGCGCGUCUGAAGAAGCUGAUCAACGCGGCGCCAUGCAUGCUGUUCAUGAAGGGUACCGCGCAGGAGCCCCGCUGCGGCUUCAGCCGGCAGAUGGUGGCCCUCCUGAACGAGAGAAACAUCCAGUUCAGCACCUUCGACAUCCUCUCCGACGAAGACGUGCGCCAGGGUCUGAAGACCUACUCCAAUUGGCCUACCUAUCCGCAGCUGUACGCCAACGGCGAGCUCUUGGGCGGCUUGGACAUAGCCAAGGAGAUGGCAGAGUCCGGCGAACUGGAGAGCGCCUGUCCCAAGGCGGUCACCCUCGAGCACCGACUCAAGGAAGCAAUCAAUCGGAGCCCGGUGAUGCUUUUCAUGAAGGGCAGCAAGGAAGCAGCGCGUUGCGGUUUCAGCCGGCAGAUCCUGGAGAUCCUGAAUGGCGCCGGUGCGGACUACGACACGUUCGACAUCCUGCAGGACGAAGAAGUGCGCCAGGGGCUCAAGACUUACUCCAACUGGCCCACCUACCCGCAGCUGUAUGUGAAGGGCGAGCUCGUCGGGGGUCUAGACAUUGUCAAGGAGCUUCAUGAGAGCGGCGAGCUGCUGACCGUGCUCAAAGGGGACUCUUAGGACACAGGUGUCAAACUCUAGGCUCAGUGGGACUACAUUUGGCCCGCUAGAACAAGCCAUGUGCGGUCAGCAUCAUGUUUGUAAGAAAGUAAAAUCCAUACCAAAAAAGUGUUUUCGGUUUCAAUGCCAUCUUGAAAUUUAUCCUAACAGUAAAUACUGAAGUGACUAACUUUAAAAAAAAGUGUAAAACUAACCAUCACAUAUGCAGCCAAAUACACAAACAAUAAAAUAUUUUCCAAAAUUGUCAAGUGUCUCCACUUUUAGAAGUCGAGAUUUCGCAAACAUAUUUGUCAUAGAAUGUAGCCUGGUGUGAUCACAGUUCCAUCACACUUUUUCAAGGACUUGCAGUUGAGUCGAUCCGUUCCUCAGAACCUCAUACUCCACUGCACAUGCUCAUUUGUUGGCCUUAAUUGAGCCAGAGACCGCUGGCUGCUGCCAAGUCAUUGGAAUACAAUAGGUACAGUACACAAUGUGUCAACACAUUGUGUGUUACAUGAACAUAUUUACAAUUUCAACUGUACCUGUGGAUGAAAUAAAUUAAGCUUGUGGUAAAAAAAAA